Molecule: messenger RNA, 3252 nt
Organism: Tarenaya hassleriana
Lineage: Eukaryota; Viridiplantae; Streptophyta; Magnoliopsida; Brassicales; Cleomaceae
Product: two-component response regulator-like APRR3
Exons: 9
Coding region: 505-2796 (763 amino acids)
Biological process (GO): cytokinin-activated signaling pathway; phosphorelay signal transduction system
Molecular function (GO): protein binding
Source: RefSeq, a predicted model, not a curated record
AGAAAAAGUUUGGAUCCCUCAGAUAAUAUACCUUCAAUCUUCGCUACUCCCGGCCCAGCAAUAGAUCCGAUAUCCACGUCAGCUUAUUAAGCAAACAUAUUAUCAUACGUGGCACCACUUGGGGCCAUAUGUGAGUCCACGUCAGCCGAUUUAGAGUAUCUUUUCCGGCGAAAUCCAGGAGUGUCUUCUCCGACCUAGCCCUUUUCUUUUGUCUGUCACGUGAAAACCCGAACAGGAACUCACAUUGGUUCUCUCAUUUCCCUCUCAUCAUCCUCGUCACCAUCAUCAACAUCUUCUUCUUCGUUUUCUCGGUAAGAGAAAACCUAAUCUCCCUUUUCCGGCGAGGAUUUCACUGUAUUGCGGUCGAAGAGUGGAUCAAACGUUUCCAGUGUUCUCGAGCAUCCCUUUCUGCAGGACUUUCUGAAACCUAACAAAAGUGAUGGAUGUUCUCCAUGGAGUAGAGCGCUAACCGCAAUCUAUGACGUGCCUUUAUGGAUCUGGUUGAUGCGGAGAGUCGAGAUGAGUGAUGAAGGUCAUAAGACGAAUGGCUCAGAAGAGGUGGACAAUCCACGUCCAACGGGCGCUUGUGGGGCAGGGAAGGACGGGAAAGACGGAGGAGAGGGUCAUGGUGUCUCUGAGGAAGAGGAUUCAAGGGUCGGUGAUGAUACCAAGAAGAUAAAUUGCAUCGGUAAGGAAGCGGAUGGAAUCUCAGACCAGAGGAGUGCUCAUGCGGUCGAGAGGAGGCUAGCCAACCAGCUGCAGAAACCAAACCAACUUGCUUUGGAAAGUGUUUUUACUGUGAGGCCACUUAAGGUUCUGCUUGCGGAAAACGACGAUUCAACUCGUCUUGUGGUCUUUGCUCUGCUUCAGAACUGUGGUUAUGAAGUUGUGCCUGUAGCAAAUGGUCUACAAGCAUGGAAAACCUUGGAGGAUUUAGCCAAUCACAUCGACCUUGUUCUGACGGAAGUAGCCUUGCCGGGUUUAUCAGGCAUCGGCCUUCUAGCUAAGAUCAUGAGCCACAGAACUCGCAAAAGCAUUCCAGUUAUUAUGAUGUCAUCCCACGAUUCGAUGAAUAUAGUGUUCAAAUGCUUAUCCAAGGGUGCGGUCGACUAUCUAGUCAAGCCUAUUCGAAAGAACGAGCUUCGAAAUCUAUGGCAGCAUGCCUGGAGGAGAUGCCAAAGCUCAAGCGGAAGCGAAAAUAGUAUACAGACCCCAAAAUCCACAAAGCGGAGAAGCCUUGACCAGGUGGGAAAUGACAUCGGUAGCGAAUAUGAGGAUGACAUCGGGAGCACUGGUCUGAACCAUGAUGGAAGUGACAAUGGCAGUGGCACUCAGAGCUCAUGGACAAAGAGGGCUACAGAAGUGGGUAGCCCGCAACCAAUGUCUCCGUUGAACCAGCCAGCUCAUCAAACUGAUGGCACUGGCACGCAGGUUAGUCAAUCAAGGCCAGAAAUGCUAGGCAGUAACUGGGCGCCUCUUGCUCCAGGGGACGAGUUUGAAGGAUGGAACAGCAUACAUGUUAAUGCACCUGUGGAGAAAUGCUCUGACAAUAAUGUAGCCAAACCUCUAUAUUUGCAAUGUGAAGAACCUGAGGGUAGAUGUGAAGCCCGUAAAUCAGUUGGUUACAUCGAUAAAUCAUCUGGUGAGAGUUGCACUAAAGAUUGGAGGAACAAGGAGAAAUGUCUGGAUUCAAGCACUGAGAAACCCCGUGAUGAUUCCGUAUGCUCGCUUCCAUUCAUCAGCAUCGCUACUGAUCCCAACAAGAAGGGUAAAACCACUAGCAUGCCAAGUGACAACGUGAAAAGUGCCGCCAUGACUGAAGCCAUGGGCAUGCCUUCUAUUAAGCAUACUCUUAGAGGGCACCAAGAUGUGAAAGAUGCCGGUACCAGUUCCAGUGACCAGCAAAUUUUUCGGCAUUCUGACCUCUCAGCCUUCUCCAAGUACAACUCUGACUCAACUGCUAACCAGAGACCAACAGGAAAUGUAGGUAGUUGUUCUCCAGGAGACAACAGCUCGGAUGCCGCAAAGACAAAAUCAAUGCAAAACCAUCAAUCUGUAUCCAACAAUGGAAGUAGUAACAACAAUGACAUGGGUUCCACCACUAAUGUCAGACCUAAAAACCCUGCAGCAUUCACUGAUAAGGGAAAAUCUGUAAUGAAAUCACCCCAACCGUCUUCCGGUGUGCAGCUUGAACAAAACAACAACUGCCUCUCACUCUCGGUGCCUGUGCAACGCAAGACUGACACCUUCCCCGCAGCUGAGCAAUUCCUGGAUCAACCAAUGGGCAUUGAUCAACAGAACAACGAGUUUCACCACUAUCAAUUUUAUGCCCCUUAUGGUUUUGCCUAUAGUAUGCCCCAGAUAAAACAGCCAGUUAACCACGAUAAUGCCUCUCUGCUGUGUGGAUCCUCUAAUGUUCCAGGUGGCGUAUGGGUUGAAGGUAUCACAGGUAAUCACAGUGUAAAUGGAAGUGGGUCGGGAAGCCAUCACGGGAGUAAUGGGCAAAAAGGGUGUAGCAUUGGACUAAAUCCGAAGGGAAGGAACAUGGAAACUGACAAUACCAUAGAUGAAAGAAGCAGAGGAAAUCACGAGAUUGGUGAUGGACAGAGACAGAACCGUGUUUCACACAGAGAAGCUGCGUUGAACAAGUUCCGACAGAAGAGAAAAGAGCGAUGCUUCGAGAAGAAAAUAAGAUAUCAGGGAAGAAAGGAAAUAGCCAAGCAAAGACCGCGCGUCCGAGGCCAAUUCGUGCAGAAAGGUGGCGAAGAAAGCAACGAAAAGGACGAGAAAAGCUAAUGGACCAACAUAGUUUUUUUUUUUUUUGUUAACCAGGAGGUUCACCUGCGCCUUCGGCCCAACCUAUAUCCCCUAGGCCCGAGAGCAGCCUUUAGAGGCCCGGCGACAGGGUCCAGAGAGCAACACCUUCCCAACCGAGAAAUACCCCCUCCCUCCCCAUCAGCUGGUUUCGAACUGGCGACCGGGGCUAGAGAGCAACACCCUUUCGCCACUCUACCACCCACCACUGAUGGGUUGACCAACAUAGUUAGGAUCUGCACAGAAGAAAAAAACACCACCUUGCUACUCUUAUACUUCGAGUGAUCAUUCUCUGUUGAUUCACAAAAACUCUUGUCAGGACAGGUAGUGAUGUAAAAGCCUACCGCCUCCCAAUAAGAAGUCUCUCUGAGAAACCAUUCGGCUUUACAGUGUAAUUGUCGGAACCAUUUGUCAUCUAAAUCUAUGUACCUUUCUCUA